AUGGCGUACUCGAGUUAUGAAAACAGCGCUCAGAAUUUCUCUGAGGAGGCAUUAGAGGAAGAAACUGUGGUUCUCACAUUGGUUCCAGUUAAUGAAGAAACUAAUGAAGAACAUCAGGUGGAACCAAGUGUUUCUUCAACUUCAGAAGUUGGCCUGGAGAUGCCUGGGACAAACGAUAAAGUUUGUCAUCUUCAAAUGAAUGAACAAUUCAAGUCUUGUCCAAAACAUAGUUGUUAUAAUACACGAAUCCUUCCCUUGCCAACCAGUUUGCCUCCGGUUAAUAAAGUACGUUGGGACACUUUGCGAAACUGGUGCCAACAAUUUAAUUUGAGUACCGAUGGCCGGAAAAUAGAUGUUUAUUUGAGGCUCCAGAAACAUGCUUACUCUGAAAUAAACGAGAAUAUUCCUAAAAUAUCACCAGAGGCCAAAUUGCAGUCAUGUUCCACAAAAUGCAAGAUGGCAACCAAGAGAGCAAGGAUUCGGAAACGUUGUAAGAAGAGUGAAAGAGAGGAAGGGAUUAAUAUAGUUGAAGUGAUAACUUCAGCACAAGAAGGCAUGUUGGCAGCGUGGUCAAGAAUUGCUGCAAGAGCCAGUCAAUCCAAGUCUGUGAAUUCACGUCCCAUUCCUGUUUCCGUUGAGACUUUUCUGCUGCAAGCCUCUGGUGUCAGGUGGUGUGUGGUCCAUGGCAGACCUCUCUUGGCAGACACAAAAGGUUGGGUUCGCCUGCAGUUUCAUGCAGGUCACGCCUGGGUGCCUGACACCCCCAAGAGGAUGAUUUCUCUCUUCCUGUUGCCCGCCUGUACUUUCCCAUCCCCGGGCCUUGAAGAUAAUAUGUUAUGCCCUGAAUGUGCUAAGAGGAAUAAGAAGAUAAUGAAAAGAUUAAUUGCAAUGGGGAAGGAGAGGCGACGUGGCUUGAAUACAUCAACAUCUUUCCCUUUGAGUGGGCCAUAUUUUAAUAAAGAAUAAAUGGUGGAGAUCCUGUGGCUACUAUUGAUUUUCAUCACAGUGACUGUCGUGCUCUGUCCUGACCAUCCUCAGUGUUGCCUGAGGCCUUGGGCACAGAUGUGAGUGUCUAGAUUCUGU
Molecule: messenger RNA, 1083 nt
Organism: Panthera uncia (snow leopard)
Lineage: Eukaryota; Metazoa; Chordata; Mammalia; Carnivora; Felidae
Gene: DPPA2
Product: developmental pluripotency associated 2
Exons: 7
Coding region: 1-966 (321 amino acids)
Biological process (GO): system development
Cellular component (GO): nucleus
Molecular function (GO): chromatin binding
Source: RefSeq, a predicted model, not a curated record